AUGGCAGGUGCCUAUAGGCUGGUUACGCAUUACAUUACUGUGCUGCGAUGGGUGUUUUCACGCGUCACCAGUGGGCGCUUCUUCCUGCGCACAAAGAGAGCAGAGCCCGGGGAUGCGCACAAUGUGAGUCUCCGCUCAGAGGCACCGCUGUCCUCCUCUCUCCUCCUCUUCUCUCUCUCCUCUCUCUUCUUGGCAGCGUCUUGUGGACUGGAAUAGGAGGAGGUCCAGGAACAUCCCGGCGUAGCUCGGCUCGUCCUCAGCCCCGGUUAAGUUGGAAUUUACCGAAGCUGUGGAGGGUUCUGGAGUCGCAUCCUCAUAUGUGAAGAGCAGAGCGCACGGACAGGACCGCGAACUGGAGCACACUAACCUUUCCCUUGGCUUCUGAGAGGAGGUGAAAGAUGGUAUCUGAGCACUGCUAGAGCCAGAAAGAACGCACCUGACGCAUAGUGGAAUUACAAUCAAAGCAGUUUCAUGAAGAGGAAAAAACUGACAUCCUAGAACAAAUUAAAAUUCUUGUAUUCGAGGGAGAGCGUUCCAUUCACAAGCAAUUGGAUGAGAGUCUUAUUAGCCCUCGGCAACUAAAGAUGAUGUUUCCAUGGAAACAAAUUGUUCUUCUAUCAAUCACCGGAUGCCUUGCAGCCUGUACAGAGGAUGUCAUAUUUCAAGGGCCAAGAUGGAGGACGGAGCCAAGUGACCUCAUUUUACCCAUCAACUCCCCAGACCAGCAGGCUACCAUCACGUGCGAGGCAGAAGGAAGCCCUCCUCCGCAGUACAGAUGGUCACUAAACGGAACACUCAUCGAUCUGGGGAAUGACUACCGGCGUCACAUGUCUGGGGGCAACCUGAUCAUUAGCAACCUGGACAGGGACCAAGACGCCGGGAUUUACCAGUGUACGGCCUUCAACGUGAGGGGGGCCAUCCUCAGCCGCAGAGCCAGCCUCCAAUUUGCAUUGUGCAGUCCACGUUGUCAAUCCUUCUCUGUUGGGUAUGGCCUCAAGGAAACGCAGGGUCCCAGCUCACCACAAACAGGCUCCCAGCUCACCUUGGACCGCGUUCCAGCUCACCACGGACCAACUCCGACCUCACCACAGACCUUCACACGCCUGAUUGCUGCCAAACUCACCAAAUGA
This is a messenger RNA of Sphaeramia orbicularis (orbiculate cardinalfish), 1130 nucleotides long. Its product is annotated as contactin-3-like. Gene Ontology annotation, biological process: axon guidance; dendrite self-avoidance; homophilic cell-cell adhesion. NCBI's taxonomy places the organism in Eukaryota, Metazoa, Chordata, Actinopteri, Kurtiformes, Apogonidae. The record is from RefSeq and is a predicted model, not a curated record. Gene Ontology annotation, cellular component: synapse; plasma membrane; axon. The coding region runs from base 585 to 1130 and encodes 181 amino acids. The transcript is spliced from 6 exons. Gene Ontology annotation, molecular function: cell-cell adhesion mediator activity.